AAUGUACUUAAAUCUUCAUGUCUUGUCAAAUAUUGAUUCGGAAUAAAAUAUACUGAUUCAAGACUCAUCCCUUCAGUUUUUUUCUCAACUGUUUACACUUUUGACGUUUUGUGUUGUCUAGGUCGAUGUCAUCGAUGUCGCAAGUUCUCGUUCGUUUUUGUUAAUAUUUAAAGCAAAUUCUCUCUCUAAAAUAUGAGAGUGACUUAAAAACAUAUCUUAUUAACUCAGUGCUUUAUAAUUUAUUCGUAAAUAGAUGCGGAAAACUCUUCAAAAUGCAUUUGCAUUACUGUUUGGAUUUUCCUAACCUAAAAAUUUAGUAUUGUGACAUUCAGUUUUUCGAUUUGUGAAACAAAACUAAUGAUUUAUAAAAAUUUGUGAUCAUUAUGGUAGAAGAAGUUGUAAAUCCUAGCAAUAGGCCGAAGAGCAAAACAACAAGACCCCGUCCAGUUUAUUUAUGGAAUGUCCUGGACGUGCAAAAAUGGUUAAGACGACACUGUAGUGAUUAUUAUCAACUUUAUCACGAGAAAUUUUUAUAUCACGACAUAACAGGACGAGCUCUUCUAAGAAUAAACGAAAAUAUUCUUCUGCGACUGGGUAUUGAUAAUGAGGAUCACAGAAUAGAUAUUUGGAGAGAAAUCAUGAAACUGCACCUCAAAACGGACAUCUUAGAAAUUAGAGAUAUUGAGCGUCGCAAUAACUUGCAAUACGAUUAGUUGAAAUCAGACCGCAGCUGUACCAUAGAGUGAUAGAAAAGUGAAACAGGCACGUUCGAGCUCGCGUUCGAAGUAUCUGUUUACAUUAUUGGAUGUAAACAUUCCCAGCGAUUAAGUUGCAGCGA
This is a messenger RNA of Belonocnema kinseyi, 838 nucleotides long. It is a transcript of the gene ave, whose product is annotated as protein aveugle. Gene Ontology annotation, cellular component: cytoplasmic side of plasma membrane. The record is from RefSeq and is a predicted model, not a curated record. The transcript has 4 exons. Bases 384 to 713 code for a protein of 109 amino acids. Gene Ontology annotation, molecular function: protein binding. Gene Ontology annotation, biological process: cell surface receptor protein tyrosine kinase signaling pathway. NCBI's taxonomy places the organism in Eukaryota, Metazoa, Arthropoda, Insecta, Hymenoptera, Cynipidae.